Messenger RNA from Mesorhabditis belari, 1062 nucleotides. NCBI's taxonomy places the organism in Eukaryota, Metazoa, Nematoda, Chromadorea, Rhabditida, Rhabditidae. The record is from the annotation of a GenBank genome assembly.
AUGGCUCGAAAUGAUCAAAUCGUCUCGCCGAUCUAUCGACCCGAUAUCGUUAAAAUUUUCAAAAUGGUCGAGUGCAUUUCCUUCUUUUUCUUGGCUUUUUACGUGAUGCUUUAUGUGAAAUUGUUGUUGAGGAGAAAGUUCUUCCAUGUGAAUCUGGUGAUCUUAUUGUGUGCUCAACCGAUUUCUCAUCUUUUAUCCCUUUCGAUGAGAAUUUUCAAACAUGCAAUGGUUGAAUGGGUUCUUAUAUCAGAUAUAGGAAUCAUCACGACAACGCAGGGAGCGACAAUCCUUUUCUGGGACAAUUUGUUCUCCGACAUUUUUGUUUCCACAAGCUUUCAAAUCGUUGUCGGCAUUUCCGUUGAGCGAAUCAUCGCGAUGACCUAUAUCAACGAGUAUGAGGCGAAAUAUAAAAACCCCCGACUGGCCAUCGUUAUCAUUUUAGUUUGUUUCACCUGGUCAUCAAUUUUAUUGUAUUUGUGGAAUUUGGAUGUGAUUCCGAACAACGUCGCCUAUCCUCUACAAUACACUUUUUUUGGAUCAGCAGCUGUGGGUUUCGUCAUCCUUCGAAUCGCCAGCUGGUACGCUUACAAGCGAGUGGCCAAUGAGAGAUACGCGAGCAUUGAGGAUCGAUAUUUAACCGCUCAAAAUCUCAAAGCGGCAAUUCUCCUUUGCUGGCUUGCUCCAUACAAAUCUUUAUGCAAUGUGAUGUCGUUAUUUGUUUACAAUUGGACUUUUGAACAGCAUACACCCGAUUUCUUUCCAUAUUAUGGGAAUUUCUAUUUUCUCGGCAAUCACGUACAGCUCUACGUCCAAUUGAUUCUCACCAUCUUGGGACAUCGACAACUCAUCGAUGAAUUCCUGAAAAUGAUCGGAUUGCGAUGGAAUCAAAACGAGCAAGACGUGCGGAGUGUGAUUGGUGGAAGGAUGAUAUUCAGCUAUGAAGAGGAAAAUAGAAUAUAUCAAAAGCAAAUGCAAGACAUGUGGCAAUCGGGUGCGAAAGAAGAAAAAGGAAACAAAAAAGAGAAACGAAAAAAGUACACCUCUGUGGAACCACAAGAGAUU